AUGUCGACGUCGACGCGCUCCUCCACAUGCCCACUAUCACAAUUUUCCGCUUGUGAAAUCUCAGAUGCCCUCAUAAAGCUCGGAUCUCCAAACGGAGGACACAUCCCAGACGUUCAUAUGCUCUCCCCAAGAUCCCAAGUCAAGAUCUGCGCACCAGCAUACACUGUCCAAAUGGUACUCGCAUCAGACAAAUCAGCCCCAAAGCUCUCCUCCCAUUUCGUAGACACCGCAACCCCAGGUUCUGUAGUCAUCGUCGACGCCCCACCUCGUUCAGUUUGUUCUACUCCCCGUUCUAUGUCCGAGCUUUCACACUCAUGUCUAUCGCGCAGAAGCAAGAAUGCCGUUUGGGGUGGUCUGAUGACUGCAGGCGCUCAAGCUCGGGGAGCUGUCGGCGUUAUUAUCUCUGGACGUUGCAGAGACCUCGCUGAACAUCGUGCAGCGGAUUUCCCGGUCUUUGCGCGUGGUCAUUCGACAGUCGGACAGUCCCCUUUCGUACGCCCGUCCGGUGUAAACGUCGCCCUCACCAUUCAUCCUAAAGACGCGGGCGACGGCCCAGAUGCAUUUGCCCCUGUCACAGUGACACCAGGGGACUGGAUCGUUGCAGACGAAGACGGUGUCGUUUGCGUGCCAGUGGAUAUGGUAGACAAGGUCGUGGAGCUUGCUAAGAAGGGAAAAGAGAUCGAUGCUAAAUGUAUGGCUGAUAUUAAAGCUGGCAAGGGCAUCCAGGCAUCUUUCAAGGAGCACAGGGGGAAAUAA
Suillus subaureus is the source of this 756-nucleotide messenger RNA. RefSeq names its product ribonuclease E inhibitor RraA/Dimethylmenaquinone methyltransferase. NCBI's taxonomy places the organism in Eukaryota, Fungi, Basidiomycota, Agaricomycetes, Boletales, Suillaceae. The coding region runs from base 1 to 756 and encodes 251 amino acids. The transcript has a single exon. The record is from RefSeq and is a predicted model, not a curated record.